AUGGAAAGUGGAUUUUCUAAAGAAGCGCUUGAGGAAGCGUAUAAGCUUGCAGAGCUCCAAAGACUCCUUUCUAGUAUGAAUGAAGAAAACUUCAAUUCAACUGUUGAAAACAUCAUGAAACUCCCUUAUAUCAAAACAAUUGAUGGUGUAUACUUCUUUGUUCACGAACUUAUGGACGUAUUUGAAAUCCGUUCGACAAACCAAAGACUUCACGCGCGUCUUUUCGGAGAAUUAAACAAGAAUGCAGCACCAGACAACGCAUUAGAGCACUUAAAGCCAAUUAUCUUAAAGGCAGCGUUCAGACCAUACGGCAAAGCAUUACUCCAUAGGAAAGAGGAAGCGCUCUGCUUCAUCAGAAACUGUCUUAUGGCUAAAGUUUUGACGAUAAAUGAAAUCGCGGAGAAAAUUUGCAAUAUUUUAUCAGAUUGCAUCUUCGAAACAGCAGAAAACUCACUUCUAUACUUCUUCUUCGGUGCAGAAUUGGAAGCUUUCGAUCCUCCUUUAUUUACUUUAUUAUCUCAAAAAACAAAUCGCCACAACAAUCCUCUUGAAGAAUUUAUCGAUACAUUAGAUCUUCUCUGUGCCGAUGGGUGGGAGAAAAUGCAUGAUUUCACAGAUGUUGGCUGUACAAAAGAUUCUCCAUUUUAUGCUAUACAUCGUGACGAUCCAUCGUUGUGGGGACCUGAUCUAAACAUCAAUCAGAAGUUCCCUAACCUCUUCUUCCAGCCAAGAUUCAUCUACGAGCGUACUCCGAAUUUAAUUCAACUUGCCUGCUUCUACGGAGCCAUCAACUGUGUCAAAGAGUUAAUUAAGCGUGGUGCCUCUCUCAAGAAUACCGAAAAAUACGCAGUUGCCGGUGCAAAUCCAGAAGUUCUCCAAAUUCUCAAAGACAAAGGCCUUUCUUUACUCAGAUCAAUCAAAAUCGCCGCCAGAUUCCGUCGUUACGAAUUAUUCGAGCAAAUUUACAAGCAAACUCCCUUCGGAGUCGCAGAUCAAGAAUACGAAGCUCUUUCCAACGACGAAGCCCUUACCAUUGACGGCAUUUUCAACAAAUGCGCACGUACAAACAAUGUAGUGUCCAUGUUGUUCGUUCUAAAGAACGGUGCGACCCCAACGAAAUGGAAUGCCUCCGGAAUGAUCAUGAUUGCAGCCGACGAAGGCCAUGUUGGUGUUCUUAAGCUUCUCGCAUCAAUACCCGGCAUCGAAGCCCCCGGAAUUUCGAAAGGAACGACCGCAUUAUUCCAAGCCGCCGAAAACGGCCACUUAGGAUCUCUCAAAGUUAUCAUGGGCAUGAAAGGCGCAGACUGCAGCUUCCGCAAAGGCUCCAGAACAAUUCUCCACGCGGCUGCACUCAACGGACAUCAAGAUGUCGUCCAAUACAUCAUUGACAACAACUGUGUCGAUAUAAACUCAGUUGAUGCUUCAAAACGAACUCCCCUUUAUUUCGCAAUUGAUGGCUGCUACAUCAAUGUCAUCCGCGCUUUCUUGAACUCUCCAAACUGUGACACAAAUCACAAAGAUGUCGAUGGUUUGACGGCUUUACAUUCUGCAUGUAAAUCUGCACCGUCAAGUAUUGUCAGAUUUUUAGUUUUGAGUGGAAAAUUUGACAUAAAUGCGAAAGACAAACAAGGAAACACUCCAUUCCAUUAUGCAGCAUCGAGAGAGACUAUGGCGAUUGCUGAAAGUUUGUCGCAGAACUCGAAUCAGAUUGAUUACAACAGUAAAAACAAACAAGGAAAUACUCCUCUUCAUUUGGCAGCACAAACAUUGUCAAGAGCGAUAACUUUCGUUGUAAGUUGUCCUGGAAUUGAUUAUAAUGCUGUCAAUAAGGAUGGAAUGACUCCUCUCCAUUUGGCAUGUAAAAGAAAUAGACCUGAAUCAGUUCAAAGUUUAGUACAACAACAAGGUAUUGAAUUAAACAAACAUGAUGCACAAAAUAAAACGGCAUUGGCAAUAGCAAGUAAAAUGGGUUUCAUUGAUGUCGUGAAAAUCUUGGUAAAGACACCAGGAAUAGAUCCAAAUGAUGGAAACCCACUUUACGAAGCAGCUGUUGGUCAAUGGCCUGAUGUAGUGAUCGCUUUGACUUCCUGCAAAGGAAUUGACGUAGAACAGAAAGGUCCUGAUGGAAAUACAGCCCUGGAAGUUGUCAAUUCGAAUGAGGCGAAGAUAGCAAUAAGAGAAGUUAUGAAUAGGAAAUAA
Trichomonas vaginalis G3 is the source of this 2199-nucleotide messenger RNA. Its product is annotated as spectrin binding. The coding region runs from base 1 to 2199 and encodes 732 amino acids. The transcript has a single exon. Gene Ontology annotation, biological process: RNA processing. The record is from RefSeq and is a predicted model, not a curated record. Gene Ontology annotation, molecular function: protein binding; RNA binding; RNA nuclease activity. Lineage: Eukaryota; Parabasalia; Trichomonadida; Trichomonadidae.